This is a messenger RNA of Platichthys flesus (European flounder), 1074 nucleotides long. RefSeq names its product urotensin-2 receptor 4 (gene uts2r4). NCBI's taxonomy places the organism in Eukaryota, Metazoa, Chordata, Actinopteri, Pleuronectiformes, Pleuronectidae. The record is from RefSeq and is a predicted model, not a curated record. Gene Ontology annotation, molecular function: urotensin II receptor activity. The coding region runs from base 1 to 1074 and encodes 357 amino acids. The transcript has a single exon. Gene Ontology annotation, cellular component: membrane. Gene Ontology annotation, biological process: blood vessel diameter maintenance; regulation of blood pressure; neuropeptide signaling pathway.
AUGAACUGCACCCCUAACACCACCAUCACUCCGCAGCUGGAACUGCUCCUGAGCCCACAGGCUGAAGACGGAGGCUCCCAGGACAGUGGUGGCGGUGCUGGAGGCGGCGGGAAACUGUGGGCGAUGACCCUGCUUGGCGCCACGCUGAUAAUCAUGUUCGUGAUGGGUGUGGCCGGCAACACGUACACGCUCAUCAUCACGCGCUCAGCCGCUCUGCGCCGGACGGGCUCCAUGUACGUGUACAUCGUGAACCUGGCUCUGGCGGACCUGCUCUACCUCUCCACCAUCCCCUUCGUGGUCUGCACCUACUUCGUCCACGACUGGCUGUUCGGCGACGCGGGCUGUCGCAUCCUGCUCAGUCUCGAUCUCCUCACCAUGCACGCCAGCGUCUUCACCUUGGUCGCCAUGAGCCUGGAGCGGUAUCGUGCGGUGGCCAGGCCCUUCAGCGCGCACAGGAACUCGACCCGCAAGCGGCGGCUAACGGCGGGAAUCAUCUGGGGUUUGGCCUUCGUGCUGACGCUUCCCAUGAUGGUGAUGAUCCGACUCAGCGAGGGCAGACCCAGCGCGGCAGGUUCGAGUAAGAGGAUCUGCUUCCCGACGUGGACCCACGAGGCCUUCAAGGCUUAUAUCACCGUCCUCUUCUGCACCAGCGUUUUGGUGCCUGGAUUGGUUAUCGUCGGGUUGUAUGUCGGGCUAGCCCGGCGCUACUGGGCCGCGCAGGCUAGCUUGGGAGGAAGCAGCCGCUCCGCUGUGCGGAAAGGCCUGAAACAAAAAGUCGUGACCAUGAUCUUCAGCAUCGUGGCGGCUUACUGGGCCUGUUUCUUACCUUUCUGGGGAUGGCAGCUGGCCAAACUGUUCUCUGCAGAGUCCCUCCGAGCUCUGUCUCCAGCUGCUCAUAACUACGUGAACUUCUUCGUCACGUGUCUGACCUACGGGAACAGCUGUAUAAAUCCAUUUCUCUACACUCUCCUGACCCGGAACUAUAAAGAUUACCUGGCCCAGAAGGGUCAUUCUGCGGGGUCGAGCAGGGCCGACCCCUGUUCAGCUGUGACCACGCCCCUGCAGGACAUUUAG